Papaver somniferum (opium poppy) is the source of this 1538-nucleotide messenger RNA. Its product is annotated as GDSL esterase/lipase At5g03610-like. Gene Ontology annotation, molecular function: hydrolase activity, acting on ester bonds. The record is from RefSeq and is a predicted model, not a curated record. Lineage: Eukaryota; Viridiplantae; Streptophyta; Magnoliopsida; Ranunculales; Papaveraceae. Bases 147 to 1313 code for a protein of 388 amino acids. The transcript is spliced from 3 exons.
GUAUCAAUGGGUGUACUAUCAAACACCAAGAAAAAAAUAAUUUAAGAUCUCUAAAACUAUUUCAACCAUUUCCAUUAAUGGACUUUCUCUAUAUAUACUUUCACAAAGAUAAUGUGUUAGCUGCUCAGUACUCUCAGUAUCUCUAAAUGGAUACACAAAAGAGUUAUCAUUUUGUUUCCUCAGUAGUAUUAGUUCUAUUCUUUUUCUGCGACUCCGCUUUUACGUUAGAUUCAUCUUUUUCAUUCAUUAAUCAAGUAGUACCACAUCAUCGAUCCCGUCUUCAUUCUAUAUCAAAGUUGUUUGUUUUCGGAGACUCUUACGUUGAUACAGGAAAUAACAAUUUUACUGUUCAAGCAUGGAAGUUUCCUUAUGGUGAGACUUUCCCCGGUUUUCCAACAGGUCGUUAUUCCGAUGGUCUUGUCUUCACUGAUUUUCUCGCAUCAUUUAUGGGACUGAGGUCUCCAAUGCCGUACGAACAAUGGAACCAUUUAAGCAAAAGAAGGGUAAGAAGUGGGAUGAACUUCGCCCAAGGGGGUACCGGUGUAUUCAACACAUAUCAUAAGGUACCAAACAUUACGACUCAAAUCAGUAUUUUUAAACAGUAUAUCAUAGACGGAGUGUACAACAAGCACGACCUUGACAAGUCCAUGGCCCUUGUUGCGCUCUCGGGAAACGACUACCAACAGUAUAUAAUUGACGGAGGCACUGAUGAGGGAUUUCGAGCAUUUGUGAUGAAAGUUUUAGAUCAACUGGAGUUGAAUUUAAGAGAAAUUGGAAAGAUAGGAGUGAAGAAAGUAGUUAUGUUGAAUUUGGAACCGCUUGGAUGUCUUCCUAAUAAGGCGGUAUUUCUUUCUUAUGAAAAGUGCGAUCAACAUGCGAACAAUGAGACAGUUUUUCAUAACAUGUUGCUGCAACAAAUCGUUCAGAGGCUCAACAGCGAAACAAUUGACUCGCCAUUUCAAAUCCUCGAUCUCUACAGUGCAUUUCUGUCUGUGAUCAAUAAACAAGGAGGAGAAGGCUACUCAGGUAUUACUAAAAAAGCAGGUUUCAAGUUUGGAAACCCAUUGUUGAAGCCGUGUUGUAUAGCUACGAGCGCCGAAUAUUUGUGUGGGAGUGUUGAUGCCAAUGGGGUGAAGCAAUACACAUUAUGCGAGAACCCAACUGAUAACAUAUUCUGGGAUUCUGUACACCCUUCACAGUCCGGUUGGAAUGCGAUCUUCUCAGCUUUGGUAUCUUCUCUUGCCGGGCUAUACUACCGGUUAAAUAUCCAUCCUCAACGUCCCUCCAUCUCCGGCUCUGGAGCUAUAUCCUAAGUUUCUAUCGGCUCUUUGAAUGACCGGCCAUGCUAGGCCUAAAAUAAGUGUUUCUUCAGAACCAUGGACAACUCUACUUUUUCUUUUUAGCCAAAUAAGACCUCAGUUGGUGUGGUUUUUGUAUUUGAUUAUGCUGCAAAAGUUUGCAAAUUUGGAAUUUCUGUUGAUGCAAAUAAAUCGGUAACCCAAGCCCAAGAACAUUUUGGGAGCAGUUUUUUGAGAACA